Trypanosoma theileri is the source of this 5406-nucleotide messenger RNA. RefSeq names its product putative RNA polymerase IIA largest subunit. Gene Ontology annotation, biological process: DNA-templated transcription. The transcript has a single exon. Gene Ontology annotation, cellular component: RNA polymerase II, core complex. NCBI's taxonomy places the organism in Eukaryota, Euglenozoa, Kinetoplastea, Trypanosomatida, Trypanosomatidae. The record is from RefSeq and is a predicted model, not a curated record. Gene Ontology annotation, molecular function: DNA binding. Bases 1 to 5406 code for a protein of 1801 amino acids.
AUGUCUGGCGGUGCUCCCCUGCCGCCUUCACAGAAGGAACUACAGAAGGUAAAUGAAGUGCAAUUUGAGAUAUUUAAGGAGAAACAGAUUAAGGAUUAUGCGGUAUGCCUUGUUGAGCAUGCCAAGUCGUACGAACGUGGUCGACCUGUGCGUGGUGGAAUUAAUGAUCUUCGUAUGGGAACCACCGAUUUUGAGUUUGCCUGUGAGACCUGUCACCGCAAACACCCGGAGUGCCCUGGUCACUUUGGCUAUAUUGAGCUUGCCGAGCCUGUCUUCAACAUUGGUGUCUUUGAUCUUGUCCUGCAGGUGCUCAAGUGUGUGUGCAAGUCGUGUGGGGCGCUGCUGAUGAACACGCAGGACCCGCAGGUGCUCAAAAAACUGCAGCACCUCACCGGCCUCAUGCGACUCCGUCAAGUGGCGAAGAUGUGCGGAAUGAAGUGCCGCAUGUCCACCGACGUGGAUGGGGCCAAUGAAGGAGAAGGCGGGGCCAAUGGAGGCGGAGGGGGUCGGGGGUGUGGGGCCACGCAGCCGCGGAUGGGCCGGCCGGCGGGCCUCUACCCGACCCUCGUCCUCCGGGCCGCCCUCGAGGAGCACGACGCCAUUUGGCACGCCGACGCCGCCCGCCACGUCCUCGACCGCAUCACCGACGAGGACGCCCGCCUGAUGGGAUUCGACCCCGUCCGCUGCCACCCCCGCGAUCUCAUCCUCACCGUCCUCCCCGUCCCACCGCCGCAGGUCCGGCCAGCCAUCGCCUUUGGAAGCAUCAAGUCCGAUGACGAGCUCACUCAUCAGAUCAUGUCCAUCGUCAAGCGCAAUAAUCAGCUGCGUAAGGAUAAGGAGUCGGAUGUACAGGCAGCAGUGGACCGAAGUAGGGCAUUACUACAGGAACAUGUCGCCACCUACUUUAAUAACGCCUCCACCUACUACAAACCAACAAAGGUAAAUGAUACCAAGAAACUUAAAUCAUUAACAGAACGAUUGAAGGGAAAAUAUGGUCGAUUACGUGGGAAUCUUAUGGGGAAACGUGUAGAUUUCUCUGCCCGAACCGUUAUUACAGGUGACCCAAAUAUAGAUGUGGAUGAGGUUGGUGUACCUUUUUCCAUCGCCAUGACUCUUACUUUCCCAGAACGUGUUAAUGCAAUUAAUAAAAAGCGUCUCACGGAAUUUGCCAGAAGACCAGUAUACCCAUCAGCAAACUAUAUUCAUCAUCCUAAUGGGACUACAACAAAACUUGCUUUGGUACGAGAUCGUUCUAAAGUAACAUUAAAUAUUGGUGAUGUGGUGGAGCGACAUAUUAUUAAUGGUGAUGUGGUACUCUUUAAUCGACAGCCAACAUUACAUCGAAUGAGUAUGAUGGGUCAUCGAGUACGUGUACUUAAUUACAAUACGUUUCGUCUUAAUUUAUCUUGUACAACACCUUAUAAUGCUGAUUUUGAUGGUGAUGAGAUGAAUCUACAUGUACCACAGAGUCUCUUAACAAAGGCAGAGUUAAUUGAAAUGAUGAUGGUACCUAAAAAUUUUGUCUCACCUAACAAGUCUGCCCCUUGUAUGGGUAUUGUGCAAGACAGUCUCCUUGGUAGCUACCGUCUCACUGAUAAGGAUACCUUCCUUGACAAGUAUUUUAUUCAAAGUGUGGCAUUAUGGUUAGACUUAUGGCAACUCCCAAUACCUGCUGUGUUAAAACCGCGACCACUUUGGACAGGUAAACAAGUCUUCUCUCUUAUUUUACCGGAGGUAAAUCAUCCAGCAACACCGCAAGAUAAACCACCAUUUCCACACAAUGAUUCAGCCAUUAUGAUAAGACGUGGUCAAUUACUUUGUGGUCCCAUUACAAAAGGAAUUGUAGGUGCUGCACCAGGAUCAUUGAUUCACGUUAUAUUUAAUGAACGUGGAUCAGAUGAGGUUGCCCGAUUUAUUAAUGGUGUACAACGCAUUACAACUUUCUUCCUUAUUAAUUUUGGUUUUAGUGUAGGUGUACAAGAUACUGUUGCUGAUGCGGAUACUUUAAGACAGAUGAAUGAGGUUCUUGUAAAGACACGAGAGAGUGUUGAAAAGAUUGGAGCAGCAGCUAACAAUCGUACCUUAAAUAGAAAAGCAGGUAUGACACUUCUACAAUCUUUUGAAGCUGAUGUGAAUAGUGCCCUUAACAAGUGUCGUGAAGAAGCCGCUAAAAAGGCACUUAGUAAUGUGCGCCGUACGAAUAGCUUCAAGGUUAUGAUUGAGGCAGGUAGUAAAGGAACAGAUCUUAACAUUUGUCAGAUUGCCGUUUUUGUUGGGCAACAAAACGUUGCUGGUAGUCGUAUCCCAUUUGGAUUCCGUCGUCGUACCCUCCCACAUUUUAUGCUUGAUGAUUAUGGAGAAACAUCACGUGGAAUGGCUAAUCGUGGAUAUGUGGAAGGAUUAAAACCACACGAAUUUUUCUUCCAUACCAUGGCAGGACGUGAAGGACUUAUUGAUACAGCUGUGAAGACAUCAGAUACUGGUUAUCUACAGCGUAAACUUAUUAAAGCAUUGGAAGAUGUUCAUGCCGCAUAUGAUGGUACAGUUCGUAAUGCCAAUCAAGAACUUAUUCAACUUAUGUAUGGUGAAGAUGGAUUAGAUGGAGCUCGUAUUGAAGGUGGUCAAAUGUUUCCACUCCCAUUUAAAGAUAAUAAAGAAAUGGAAAAUGCGUAUAAAUAUGAGUAUGAUGAAAAUGGAGCAUUUAAUGAAAAGGUAGGAGGUAUGUAUAUGGAUCCACAAGUAAAGAAAAUGUUGCGUGCUGACCCUGAGAAUGUACGAAAAUUGCAAGGAGAGUUUGAUCAACUUGUGGCUGAUCGUGACUGGGCACGAAGGAUGUUAGAUCUUGAAGAACGUGAAAAACUUAAAUUAAAUCUACCUGUUAACAUUGGACGUCUCAUUCAAAAUGCACGAAGUACUAUGGGUAAACGUAGUCAAGUCUCAAAUCUUAGUCCUAUUACUAUUAUUGAUCAUGUACGAAAAUUACAAGAUGAUUUAAUAAAACUUUUCCCAUGUUAUCAUAGGGAUAUUGAUGGACGUAUUACGAAUGUAUUAAGUCGUCACCGCAUUGAUAGUGCUCUCACACUCUUUACUGUACAUCUUAGACAGUUACUCGCUUCAAAGCAAGUUUUACGAGAAUAUAAAUUAAAUGAUAAAGCUUUUGAGUACUUAUUGAAAGAAAUACGUACAAAAUAUCAACAAUCUCUUAUUUCACCUGGUGAAAAUAUUGGAGCUAUUGCAGCUCAGUCUUGUGGUGAACCUGCUACCCAAAUGACAUUAAAUACAUUCCAUAAUGCUGGUAUUUCUUCUAAGAAUGUUACACUUGGUGUACCACGUUUACUUGAGCUUCUUAAUGUUUCACGUCAUCAGAAACAUGCAAGUAUGAAUAUUUCACUUUAUCCUCCAUGGGAUAAGAAACGUACAGCCCAACAAGCCCAACAUCUUAUUGAAUACUGUACAUUAGAGAGUGUUACCAAACGUAUUCAAUUUAUUUAUGAUCCUGAUCCUCGUGAGACGGUGGUAGAGGCAGAUCGUGCUAUUUUAGAGUUGGAAUGGAGUGUGAUGGAUGAAAGUGAUGAACGUGCACGUUUGGAGGAGGUAGAGAAUGGCUCACCAUGGGUUGUACGAUUAGAGUUGGAUGCAGAUAUGUUUGUGGAUAAGGCACUUAAUAUGAAGGAUGUUAAACAAGCCAUUCUUCGUGUGGAUGACAGUUAUGUUAUUGAAACUGGUAUGGUAAAUGAUACCAAAGAGCGAACCAUUCGUAUGCGACCAAAGAAAAAUGAUGGUGCAGACUCUAUUCCAAAAUUAAAACAUACAAUUCCAGAACUUUUGGCACGGGUACAUUUACGUGGUAUUCCUGGUGUACGUAAGGCGUUAUUAAAGGAUACCACAACUUUUAAAGUGGAUCCCACAACAGGUAAGAUGACAGGUGAAAAGACAUGGUUAAUCGAUACAGAUGGAACUGCUUUACGUCGUGCCUUUAUUGGUGUAGUAGAUGAAAAUGGAAAAAAUAUUAUUAACGCUUGCAAAACUAGCAGUAAUAAAGUACCAGAAGUUUGUACUCUACUUGGUAUUGAGGCAGCUCGUUAUAAAAUGUUGCAUGAGUUACGUGAGGCUUAUCUUGCCUAUGGUCUUAAUAUUAAUUACCGUCAUUAUACAAUUCUUGUAGAUACUAUAUGUCAACGAGGUUAUUUAAUGGCUGUUUCACGUGUUGGUAUUAAUCGAUCUGAGAUGUCAGGUCCUUUAAUGCGUUGUUCCUUUGAAGAAACUGUAAAGGUACUUAUGGCGGCAGCAUCUUUUGGAGAACGAGAUCCUGUACGUGGUGUAUCUGCUAAUCUUGUAUUGGGUAAUCAAGCACGUAUAGGUACAGGUCUCUUUGAUCUUGUACUAAACAUGGCAGCCUUACAACAAGCUGUACCACAAGAAGACGCUGUAGCACCUGGAAAAGAUGUGAAUGUUUAUCAUGGUCUUGCUUCUACACAGAAUAUUCAAUCCUCUGUACCGUAUCGUGCGAAGGAUCAUGAGGCCACACCAUUUGUAAAUGAAGCGAGUCUUUUCUUCCGCGACGCCGGUGCUGGAUCUUCACUUGCGGCUGGUGGUGCAACAACAACGCCAUUUACGGCCUCUACACUUUAUGGUGGUAUGCAUGAGGCAAGUGCGGUACACUUCAGUCAAAUGUAUCCCGCGAGUGUAAUGGCAGAACAGCGUGGUCGUGCGGCGAGUGUCUCCCAACCGUACAGUGUGCUUUCCUCAGCAAGUGUGUACAACCCGGUAUCUCUCACCAUGCCAACAGUUGCCAUGGGUACACAUACGAGCAGUGUUGGAGUUCCCAGUGCGGAUUACAGUGAGGCCUCCUCCUUUCAUCUGCAGUCCAGCAUGGCCAUGCCAUCUGUUCACUCCUCCCCACUCAAUCCCUACGAUAACAACCUCUACGAUAAUAAUAAUAAUAUUAACGACCAUCAUCAUCAUCAUCACCAUCACCAGAAUAAUAAUAAUAAUAAUAAUAAUAAUAAUAAUAAUAAUAAUAAUAAUAAUCAUCAUUAUAAUAACGGCUUUGACCAUCGUGCGGAGCUUUCCCCUGCCUAUGUGCCCUCUGUGGUAUCCACCGUCGCCCAACAGCCAUACGGCGGCGAUGGGGCCGAUUCCGAAUCGCAGUCCGCCUCUUACGUCCCCCGCGUAUCCCCCGAGUACACUUCCUACACAACAGCAGCAAUAGGAGGAGGAGGAGGAACUAAUUUACCGGCUGGGGCGACGGGCCGCGUGAGUGCCGCUCCCCACUCGGCGGAGGGCUCGGCGAAUUAUGUGCCGACCUCCUCAGGGCCGCAUGGACUGCCGCCGCCAAUGGGGGAGUUCUCGCCAACAGAGGAUCAGGAGGAGGAGGAGGAAGAGGAACAGAAUCGACGACAAUAG